UUGGUCGAAAUCGUCAAAGGUCACCCAGAUCCAUGUAAAUCUUAUAUGGAAUGACCCAGUGGCGAGUACACCCUCAUGUUGAUAGAUGAGGGUAUCCCAACGCAGAGCCCGGCCUGGAAGAACUUCGCGCGGGUGGUUGACGAGGCCGGAGAGAAAAUUAAAUUUGUGAAGUGUCGCGGGCCCUGCGCCAAGGUUAAAAUGUUAACAAGUGGGAGGGGCAACCUGGCCGACCACAAGUGUGAAGCGCCAGGACCUCGGCCUGUGGUCCCACCGACAACCUCUCAAGUAAAGGAGUUCGAACGCAGUGUGGCUGGAUUAUGUUCAGCUAAAUUCAUUACGCCCACUCUUGUCGAACAUCUGGCGUUUGUGACAGUGAUCCAAGCAGCCAUCAAGAUUGGCGCGGAGUGCGGCUUGGUGAAGGCCGCCGAGAUCGUUCCGUGUGCCAACACAGUCACCACCGUGGUAAAGGCCCUCGCAGACAAGGGAAGGGCAUACCUUGUCGAGAAAUUGAGAGAAGAUGUGGAGGACGGUCUGGCGUCUGGUUCAGUGGAUGGAUGGGACGGUGGUGGCCUCCGAAAACGAAAGUUCUACUGCCAGACCCUCUCCACCAUCAACGAGGACUUUGAACUAAACGACCAUGUUCUUUUCACCACACACUGUGACGCGGAAAAAGUCACGUCGGCGGUAAUUCGUGAAGCCAUUGACUCCAACUUUGCCAGGCUUCAGUUGCCUGGUGAAAAGGUACACGAGGUAACCGACGACGGGGCGGACAUUGUGGCGGCCCUUGCAGAUAGGAGCCGCGACUACUGUAUGGACCACGCCCUCCAUCUCACUGUGAAGAAAUCAUUGACCCCAAUUCUCACCAAAAUUGAUCUCUAUGGUAGUGUGGGAGGCACUGUGGUGGAGGCCGUGACAAGAGGCGUCCAGGUACUUAAGUCUUCCCGUCAGAGACCUCUGACCGGGCUCAAGAAAAAGUUGCAGCCUCCCCCGCGCACACACCGUCUGUCCCAAAGGAUCUUCAAAUCAUGCCUCCCAAUGUUAAAGUCCGUGAAGGCUAACUUCAAUGCGGUGAAGAAGGCGUUGGAACUUUUGGGGCAUGGUGAUAUUCUUGCUUCAAUUUCUUGUAAAGAUUUGCAAGACUUGAUUUCGGUAGUUGAACCCAUUGAGAAACUGGGGACCAGGAAGGGAAAAGAGUUUCAUGCCUCGCACCUCAAGAAAGUGGUCACCCUUACCACUCACGCCCAGACUGACUCCCAACUGAAAUCCACAGUGAAAGCUCACAUCCACACUCUAUUGGUACCAAUUUUGAAAAUCCUGAAUCUUAUCAAGAAAUGUAAGGAUGUAGCCAAUUUCAUCAAGAAUUCCGGAGCAAAUGAGCGCCUGGUGGGCGGCACUUUGAAACAGGAGGUGGACACUAGGUGGAUGUCGGUGCUUACCAUGAUGCGCUCUUUCUUCAUCUGGCCCGAUGACGAAAAUACCCAAGACCCACCCUCACUUGCUAAAGUGAUCCAGGUUAAUGAGAUUCUUUCUUCAAAGGACAAAGCUAUCCUUGCUCUCACUGAAGAAGAAACGACAUUGAUGCUCCACAUCAUUGAACUUCUGCGCCCUAUUCAGAGUGCCAUUAAAGUGCUGGAGGCAUCGAAAGUACCCACUAUCCACCAUGUAAUUCCCCGGUUCACCACGCUAAGGAAGCAUCUGCAGCCAAAGCAGGAGGACUCCCAGGACAUUAUGGUGUUUAGGGCCACGUUGCUGAAAGAACUGGAGCGCAAAGUAGCGCCCAACAUUUCCUUGCGGCAUAAGAUGGGGCUUUUUUUCUGGCCGAAAUUUGCCUCCCUCCCAAAUAUGUCUGAGCACGAGAAAACAGAGGUUUUGGCAGAAGUUCGCCGUCUUUGUGAGGUACAGGCUGCAUGCAUAGCACGGCGAAAAGGCGUGACUGUCACCGCCACUGGCGCAGACCAGCCAAGUCCCUCAAAACGAAGGCGCCGUAUCCGUCGGAAGGACAGCGACGAUGAGUAUGAUAGUCUGGUGCCAGACGACCAGGAGCAACAGCAGAUCGCAGAUGAAGUGGGGCAGUACCUCCUAAUGCAGGAUGUCACUGUACGGUCUAGCAACGUGCUGCAAUGGUGGAAAGCCAAGGCGCCAAUCUUCCCUCAGCUAAGCCGGGUGGCAAGAAUGAUACUUGCGACGUCGGCAGCAAGUGCACCCGUGGAACGGGUGUUCAGCCACGCGGGAAAUCUCAUCAGCCCGAAGAAGACUUGCUUGGCUUCGGAAACCGUGGAUGAUUAUUUAUUCCUAAACGAUUUCAUCCGUAAAUUUGGACUUGACGUGCUGUUGCUGGACGAUGAGUAAUGAGAUGUGACGUAGCUUUAUUUCUGUUUCUUUCAACUAGUCAAAAAUAGACUUUAAGUUUUGUUAAGUUAUUGACAAUAAAUUUAAUUUUUGUUACGAGGACUCUGAUCUUUUCCCACCCUGAUUUGAAGAAAGCACGAUAC
Thrips palmi is the source of this 2492-nucleotide messenger RNA. RefSeq lists its product as uncharacterized. The coding region runs from base 76 to 2349 and encodes 757 amino acids. Lineage: Eukaryota; Metazoa; Arthropoda; Insecta; Thysanoptera; Thripidae. Gene Ontology annotation, biological process: regulation of transcription by RNA polymerase II. The record is from RefSeq and is a predicted model, not a curated record. Gene Ontology annotation, cellular component: nucleus. The transcript has 6 exons. Gene Ontology annotation, molecular function: protein dimerization activity.